AUUUUAUUUUAUUUUCAAAAAUUUGUAACAUUUCUUCCCCAAUAAAUCGAAAACCUUGAACCCGAUCUCUUAGGAAGAUCUAUCUUUCUUCUUCGUGAAAACCCAUCGGCAGAACCUGCAUGUCAAUUUGCUCUCUGAAACUGGAGGAUGCUCAAGGAAUUGGUUUCUGCCUAGUGUGUGUCCUUUGAGUUGAGCAACUUUUGUGAAAAUGGGAACCCCUUACCGCAGUGGGGCUUUCAAAAGAUCAAAUGAUAGUACUAGACUUGUUAUAACCACUAUCAUGGGAAUGGUGUUUGGAUACUUUGUUGGGAUUUCUUUUCCAUCUGUUUCUCUAACUAAGAUUAAUUUACCUUCAAGCCUAAUAUCAACUCUCGAUUAUGCCUUCAAUGAUGAUCAUAGACGUGCUAUAGAGCGUACUUUCCCGGAGAAUCUUGGUUCUGGUAGUACUCCUUUAACACCAAAGAUAUAUGUCCCAUCAAAUCCUCGCGGCGCGGAGUCAUUGCCACCAGGGAUUGUGGUCUCAGAAUCAGAUUUUUAUUUGCGAAGGUUGUGGGGUGAACCAAGUGAGGAUCUGACAAAAAAGCCCAAGUACUUGGUUACAUUUACGGUUGGUUUGGAUCAGAAGUACAACAUUGACGCAGCGGUUAAAAAGUUUUCAGAGGAUUUCCAAAUUUUGCUUUUCCAUUAUGAUGGUCGAACAACCGAGUGGGAUCAAUUUGAAUGGUCCAAGCGUGCAGUUCACAUCAGUGUUAAGAAGCAGACAAAAUGGUGGUAUGCAAAGAGGUUUCUCCAUCCAGAUGUUGUAGCUGCCUAUGAUUACAUAUUUAUAUGGGAUGAAGAUCUUGGAGUUGAGCACUUCAAUGCAGAGAAAUAUAUGCAACUAGUUAAGAAACAUGGUCUAGACAUCUCUCAGCCUGGUCUUGAACCCAACAAUGGACUCACAUGGCAGAUGACUAAGAGGAGGGGUGACAGAGAAGUUCACAAGGAUACAGAAGAGAAACCAGGCUGGUGCAGUGAUCCACAUUUGCCUCCUUGUGCAGCUUUUGUGGAAAUAAUGGCUCCUGUAUUCUCUCGAGAAGCUUGGCGAUGUGUUUGGCAUUUGAUUCAGAAUGAUUUGGUGCAUGGAUGGGGAUUGGAUUUUGCACUAAGAAGAUGUGUAGAGCCUGCUCAUGAAAAAAUUGGUGUGGUAGAUUCACAGUGGAUUGUGCAUCAAGUUAUUCCUUCUCUUGGGAAUCAGGGUCAGCCUGAGAAUGGCAAAGCUCCGUGGGAAGGGGUAAGAGAGAGAUGUAGAAACGAAUGGGCAAUGUUCCAAGAUCGUUUAUCGAAUGCAGAUAAAGCGUAUUUUGCCCAGCAUGGAAAAACUCGAGUAUAACACUCUCCAAAACGUCUUGUACAUUGCUUCUUUCGCUUAUUUUCUCUCCUUUUUUUUUCGGUUUCUAGGUGGUGUUGCCUAUUCUUUUUUCUGAGUAUCUGUUCUUUUUAUGAUCUUUUCAUUUCAAUAUUAGUGUAGUGAAAUUCUAUGUAGCUAGUGAAUGCUAAAACCAUUAGAUAUUGGAAGUUUUCUGGUGCAUAUAGAUGAUACACAAGGUUUAUAGUCAA
Solanum tuberosum (potato) is the source of this 1599-nucleotide messenger RNA. RefSeq lists its product as uncharacterized. The transcript is spliced from 15 exons. The coding region runs from base 209 to 1372 and encodes 387 amino acids. NCBI's taxonomy places the organism in Eukaryota, Viridiplantae, Streptophyta, Magnoliopsida, Solanales, Solanaceae. The record is from RefSeq and is a predicted model, not a curated record.